This is a messenger RNA of Rhea pennata, 2284 nucleotides long. RefSeq names its product pantetheine hydrolase VNN2-like. Gene Ontology annotation, biological process: pantothenate metabolic process. Gene Ontology annotation, molecular function: pantetheine hydrolase activity. The transcript has 7 exons. The record is from RefSeq and is a predicted model, not a curated record. The coding region runs from base 29 to 1492 and encodes 487 amino acids. NCBI's taxonomy places the organism in Eukaryota, Metazoa, Chordata, Aves, Rheiformes, Rheidae.
GAUCGCUUUCCAGCCUCUGGUACAGGGCAUGGUUUUCACCCUCUCAGUGCUCCAGGCCGUUGCUUGGGACAGCUUCACCGCGGCUGUGUACGAGCACUCGGUGAUCCUGCCAGCGCUCACCAGCAAGCCUCCCUCUCCCGACGAUGCUUUGGCAUUGAUGAACAAAAAUAUGGACAUCUUGGAAGGGGCCAUCAAAGCAGCCGCCCAGCAGGGUGCCCACAUCAUUGUGACUCCUGAAGACGGCAUUUAUGGCUGGCGUUUCACCAGAGAAUCCAUCUACCCCUACCUGGAGGAUAUUCCUGACCCAGAGGUGAACUGGAUUCCUUGCACUGAUCCCAAAAGAUUUGCUCCAGCUCCAGUGCAGGAACGACUCAGCUGUAUGGCCAGGAAUAACUCUAUCUAUGUGGUUGCAAACAUUGGGGACAAGAAGUCAUGUAAUUCUAGUGAUCCUAGUUGCCCCAGUGAUGGUCGCUAUCAGUACAAUACUGAUGUUGUCUUUGACUCAGAAGGGAAGCUGGUGGCUCGUUACCACAAGUAUAACCUCUUUAGAGGAGAAACUCAGUUUAAUUUCCCUAAAGAGAUGGAGACUGUCACUUUUGAGACACCCUUUGGGAAGUUUGGCAUCUUCACUUGCUUUGACAUACUUUUCCACGACCCUGCAGUGGUGCUGGUGAGGGAUUUACAGGUGGACACCGUGCUGUUCCCAACUGCUUGGAUGAAUGUCUUGCCUUUUUUGACUGCUGUUGAGUUUCACUCUGCCUGGGCUAUGGGCAUGGGUGUCAAUUUACUUUCAGCAAACACACACAACAUCGACUUGGCAAUGACAGGGAGUGGGAUAUUUACACCAGAUGGUCCCGUAGCUUAUCAUUAUGACACAGAAACUGAGAAGGGUCGUCUCCUGAUAGGACAGCUGAGCUCACGCCCCCGUCUUUCUCCUACCUACCCUCUUGCUGUCAACUGGAGCUUGUAUGCCACAAGCAUCAAAAAAUUUCCAGAAGAAAAAAACACUUUUACAGGAGCUGUUCGACGUGAUAUAUUCACUUUCAGUGAACUCACACACAGAGCUGGAAAUUAUACUGUUUGCCAGAGAGACCUCUGCUGUCAUUUGAUCUAUAGGAUGUCAGACAAGAGUAAAGAUGAAGUUUAUGUACUGGGUGCAUUUGAUGGUCUUCAUGGUUCUCUCAUAAAAUAUCAUUGGCAGGUAUGCACUCUGCUGAAGUGUAAGAGCACAGACCUGAAAAGCUGUGGGCAGCCCGUGGAGACUGCACAGACCAAGUUUGACAUGUUCUCCCUGAGUGGCACAUUUGGCACUAGCUAUGUCUUCCCAGAAGUCCUGUACAGCGGGGUUCAGCUGGCUCCCGGGGAAUUUGAGGUGCUACAUGAUGGACGAUUGAAAAGCAAGCAUAGCUCAUCAAAACCACUCUUAACAGUGACCCUUUUUGGAAGGUAUUAUGAAAAGGACCCACCGCAUCCACUGCGAAACUCCCCAUAAUGUGACUCCUUAAUUUUUAAACAGUCACCAUACACAGAAUAAGGUUUUCCUACUGUAAGGCAUUUUGCCAUGGGCUGUGGCAUUUACUCUAUGUCAUUCCUGUUCUGCAACCUUACACUUGUACUCAGCAGUCACAGUAGUUGAGUUUAGUUAGGAGAAAGCAAUGAUUGCUGUCUUUUGUGUACAUGUAGCAAUGAUACACAUUUUUUAGCAGUGCUUGAGCCAGUGUAGUUAUUUUUCAAUAGUGUAGGGAUGCUUUGUCAUAUGAAAUCUUUUUCCAAAAAUUUCCAAUCUUUUUUUUUCCCAAAAGAAAGAUGCACUGUAGGUCACCAGGGUAAUGCUAGUCAGAAAGCAGACAGUGAAAUGUGGAGUUUUCCAAUUUGCUGCAAUGAAAAUCUUCCCUGAAGGAGUAUUUCUAUCCCUGGUGCUUCUGCUUGACUGGCUUUCAGGCUGUAUAAGCACUUAAGGUCUGUAUUACUCAGCAUUACGCAGCAAUCAGUAAGGCCUUCCUAAAACUCAAUGGGCCUUGGCCCCGUUCUGACCAAGGGGGACUGUACCCUGAAAAGAAAAGCAGGUAUGAAAUGCUUUUAGGUGAAACCUUAGAGGGAAGAAGAGCCCCACAGAGGAUUUGAGUCCAGCCGAGCUCUGCAGAAAGCAGUGUCAGUUCUGGAGUCACUCUGAGCAUGCGUUGAUAUGGUGUAUACAUGCUUGGUUCAGUGCAUUUCAGGUCCAACUUAUUUUAUAAAUAUUAUAAAGUUGCUAUGUAAACACUAUUAAAUGUAUAAACUUGCA